AUGGUGUAUGCUCAAUCUAUUGAGGAGUCCAAACUUAAGAGGAAUGGUAUAGAGUUGAAAAGGGGUAGGUCCGAUGAGCAAGGUCAACCUAGGUUCAAGAAGAGAUCUCCUAACCAAGAUUAUUCGAGUGCUUGUAAAGAUAAUGAGGAAAAAGGUGGUGGGUCUCAAUUUUCUAAAACUCUUUGUGCCACUUGUCGGAAGAGGCAUCAUGGGAAGUGCCUUGCCAGUACUAGUGGGUGCUCUGGUUGUGGAAAGAAUGAUCACCAAGUGAGGAAUUUUCCUACUCUUACGGCUAGGGGAAAGGAGGCCAAACAAGCUUCUUAUGUUGUCCUGGAUCAUAAUGCUCCAAAGAAGAAUCGUCUCUAUGCUCUACAAGCUAUCAAGGACAAAGGAGCUAAUCCGGAUAAAGGUACCGAACAGGCAAAAAUCGUUAAAUCACUGAAGAACAAGCACAAAUCACUGAAGGCUUAUCAGAUUUCACGAUUUCACGUUGAAGAGCUACUCGCUGAAGAACACGAUUUCACGAUUUCUUGUUGA
Messenger RNA from Solanum stenotomum, 537 nucleotides. RefSeq lists its product as uncharacterized. Bases 1 to 537 code for a protein of 178 amino acids. The transcript has 3 exons. Lineage: Eukaryota; Viridiplantae; Streptophyta; Magnoliopsida; Solanales; Solanaceae. The record is from RefSeq and is a predicted model, not a curated record.